AUGCCAAAACUACCUAAGUACAAUGGGACCUCAGAUCCCAACGAACACAUCACCACCUAUACGUGCGCAGGAAAAGGCAACGACCCAAAAUAUGAUCAGAUCGAGCCCGUAUUGUUGAAGAGGUUCGGGGAAACACUCUCGAAAGAAACCAUAAUGUGGUGUCAUAACCUAGUGCCCGACCCCAUAAACUCACUUACCAUACCAGCAGGCUCCUCCAUAAAGAGACACGCUGAUGCCAUCGAAGCAACAACAAGGGAGCCCGACACAUCUAGGGCCGAACAAAGGGGGAAUGAAACACCAUGGGAAUUCACACCUUAUUCCCUGAUGGAACGAACGAGAUUGCCCCCGGUCUCAGAUAACUUGGCCAUACAGGCCUUCACUCAAAGCCUAAACAAACCAGGCCCGGCGAUUUCAGGACAGUUCAAACAAAACUUGAUCAAAUACCUAGCCAAGACCUGGUCGGAUGCCCGUACCCAGCAUCAGUCACAAAUCAGGGUCGUGGAUGACCACCCAGGAGCCUCCUCGGGCUCAACUUAUCCAAACAGGCUCCUAGCAAAGAAACCAAUGCCAAACAGAAGGAGAUUCGAUGAGGACGCAUGGCCGACAAGGGUGCCUCGCCCAUCAGAGUACAAUUUCCACAUCGCUAUACCAAACAUCGUGUUCGCCGUAGGCAAAACCAGGGAUGUCGAAUGGCUCGGACCAAUUCGGUCAAAUUCCUCUCAAAGGGAUAACAGUAUGGCGUGUAAACUACAUAGCAAGUGCGGCCGCGGGGCCGAAGAUAGCCACCAGCUCCGAAGGAAAGAUGACAAGACGCUCGACAAAAAUCACUACCGAGAACUGACGAGUGACCGAAUUCAAGUUCAGUCCCCAGUAUGGCAGGCGGCCAGCAGGAACAAAGAAAACAGGCCGCAGCGCAUUGCCACGACAAUGGAAAAUCAACGAUCCUUUCCAAGAACUUGUAAAAGGGAGAGCACAAUUUCUCGUCACCAGAGAAAGGUAGAUCUGGGGAUAUACCCCAAGGGAUGCCCUUACAUUCAACAAAGAGGAUACCGAGGCCUCGUCUUGACCUCACAAUGA
Messenger RNA from Nicotiana tabacum (common tobacco), 1077 nucleotides. The record is from RefSeq and is a predicted model, not a curated record. Lineage: Eukaryota; Viridiplantae; Streptophyta; Magnoliopsida; Solanales; Solanaceae.